Oncorhynchus mykiss (rainbow trout) is the source of this 5049-nucleotide messenger RNA. Its product is annotated as coronin-1C-A. Lineage: Eukaryota; Metazoa; Chordata; Actinopteri; Salmoniformes; Salmonidae. Gene Ontology annotation, molecular function: actin filament binding. The record is from RefSeq and is a predicted model, not a curated record. Gene Ontology annotation, biological process: actin filament organization; cell migration.
GUGCUCAGAGCCCAAGAAGAAAGCUGCGGAUAGUAAGAAAAGGGUGAAUACUGGGACAGGAGCUACAAUGGAAGCACAAGUGAUGAGUAAAUGCCCUGCUGGUGGUGGGCACAGAGACUCAGAUACAGAGGAUAUGACAGAGAGGUCUAACACAGAGGACUUGAUCUCAGAACCUACCAAGGAGGUCUUUGUACUUCUGGAGAAGGAUGAAUCGGGAUUAUCGUGUGAUGUGAGCAGCGCGAUCGCUGAUAGCAGGGACAAAGAGAAAGAAAAGAAACAGCCUUCUGUAAAAAUAAUAGUGGAGGAGGAUACGACUUCUGUCGCUAGUGUGGAUAAACCUCAAGACCUUCCAAUGUUGCCUACUGACCCACAGAGGAACGUUUAUUCUGCUGUGGAUGAUCUGAGGCUCAGUGAAGACAGACUUCAUAGCGGAAAGAAACAGCAGGAAUCACAGACAGCCUCAUCUUUGGGCACCGAAACAAGCAAAACACAAGUAACAUGGGAUGAGGAUACAAGCAGCACUGUAAACACUUAUUGUGUUCUUUCCGGUAAAGGCAGCAGUGGUUGCGAGGCACAAACCUCACGUUCACAAACAGACUGUUCGGAAAGAGCAGAUCCACAUUUGGCUGAACCGGCGGGCAUCGGGUGUCCCCCAAAGAAGGCUGAACGAACUGAAGCCGUCAAAGCUAUUUCGGAGAAUGAGUCUGGAAUUACUGCAGUUUGUGAUCUCAAAACGGGCAUUCAAGGCAAAGAACCAGACCUCUUGAGUAUUGAAUCAACUCAUGCCAAUUCCAAGUCAACUGAUAUAAAUAAUACAUUCUAUGAUGAUAUAGACUGCACUCAUAAGGAUUUGGUCCUAUUGAAUAUAGAGGAAGAGCUUGAUGAGAAAACAGAAGCAUUAAUUGCGCUUAACACAAAAAUGAAGCCGGACAAACGCUGGGAAAAGACAAAUCCAGUUAAGAGUGGUUCACAAACUGAGAAAGAGCAGGCCACAGCCCCAGAUGAGCAUCCACAGGUGAAAGACACACAGAAAAGGGAAGUAAAAAGAGACCGUGUCACAGACAACAGGAUUGGGCCAUGUGAGUCAAACCAGUGUGAACCUGAACUACACAUGUCACCUUCAACAGGUGUCCCAGGAAAUACAAAACCACCACAUCCUCCUCAGCCCCCACCAAGGCCAAACGCCAAAGGUACAGACAAAAGACAAACAAUAAAAUCUAUUCAUUCACAGUUUGAUAAUGUAGAGAGCAAUGAUGGAAGUGUCUCCUUACAACAGCAGACUACAACUUAUACUGGAAAAGCAAAACCAGUAUCCUCUUCCCCUGACACAUGCACCUCCAUCACCAACCAUCAACAUUUAGCUGAUGACUCAUUAGAACAAUGCAAUGUGAUUACCUCCCCUCCUCUCUCUGUGCCAAAGCUAGAGGAUAGUGAUGGGCAGAGACAGGUUGUUCCCAUGCAGAGGGUGAGAGAACCUGUCUGUUACACUCAUGUCACCACCCCACCAGCCAUCACUCACCUUCUGCCUGAGAGGGAGAUGGCGAGCGCAGUGCCAACACAACAUAACAACAGUAUGGAUUUCACCCAGACAGAGGACAGAACAACAGGUGCCUCUAUAGAUCCAUCUGUUCCAGUAGAGAGGCCUAAACCGAAGGGGCCUCCUCCACCUGUCCCAAAAAAGCCCCAAAAUCCCUUUAAGAUUCCAGCUACAAAAACAAGCUCUAUGGAUGAACAGAAAAGAGGUGAUGAUUAUCAUCACAAAGAGGAAAAGAAGAAGAGGAGACAACCACAUCAAGUCAGCAAAGGAAAUACUUGCAACACAGCUUCUCGGGAUAUGUGUGUGUUAUGGGAUGACACAGGUUCUUCUUACACUGUACCAUCCAACAUGUACACACCAGAUCAUUUUGAUUCAUUGGAUGAUUUUUCACAACAACAAAGGGCACCAACUAGAGAGGAAAAGUAUAGAAAUAUCAUAGAUUUUGAUGCUUGGGCAAGAAUGGUGAAACUUGCUGCGGAAGAGGAGAAACCAAAACAACUUGACAUGUUGGAUGGACGACCUUUUUUGGAAAAGCAAGCUAAACUCAAAGGCCCACCACCUCCUGUACCCAAAAAGCCCCAAAAGCCAUUUGUUCCAUUAGAAACAGUUCCAAUCUCAGAGGACAUAGCUUGGCCUUCCGAUGACGAGGAGAUACGAGAACUAGAGCUGUCCUUGUGUGAGAGGAUGGAAGAUGAAGAUGAUGACCCUGAACCCCAACCUGACACGGUCAGCACAGAUGUCCGUUGGAAGAACCUUGGUGACCACAGAAUCCAUAGUGGUCUUGGUGAGCCUACCGAUCGCGAAUCUGUGGCUGAGCUUGAAACUGAGACAUACAGGCCUGUGGCUGAGCUCAUAAAGGAGACCAACCAGAUGCACCAGAGAAUCAGGCAUGCAGACCAGACAGACCCCCUCAUGGCCAAGUCCAUGAUCAGGCAUGCAGACCAGACAGAACGCUUCAUGGCCAAGUCCAUGAUCAGGCACGCAGAGCGGACAGAACCUCUCAUGGCCAAGUCCAUUGACGGGGCUGUGGACCUGGGCCAGAGCCUGAAAGUAUCACAGAUGCAGAGCCUGAAAGUAUCACAGAUGAAGAAAGCCUUCGAUUUCACUAAGAAGCCUGCUGAAAAACCACCAGAGACAAAGCCUGAACCCAAAAAAGAUAUGUUCAGGCGAGUGGUGCGAGCGAGUAAGUUCCGUCAUGUCUUUGGCCAGGCGCUGAAGAACGACCAGUGCUAUGAUGACAUCCGCGUCUCCCGGGUCACAUGGGACAGCUCCUUCUGUGCCGUCAACCCAAAAUUCGUCGCCAUCAUCAUCGAGGCCAGUGGGGGCGGAGCCUUCCUUGUCCUCCCUCUGCUAAAGACUGGUCGCAUAGACAAGGCCUACCCAACAGUAUGUGGUCAUACAGGUCCUGUCCUGGACAUCGACUGGUGCCCUCACAAUGACCAUGUCAUCGCCAGCGGCUCAGAGGACUGCACAGUCAUGGUGUGGCAGAUCCCAGAGAAUGGGCUGGUCACCCCGCUGGCUGAGCCUGUGGUGGUGUUGGAGGGGCACUCGAAGAGGGUGGGCAUCGUCACUUGGCACCCCACGGCCCGGAACGUCCUCAUGAGUGCAGGCUGUGACAACCUGAUCAUCAUCUGGAACGUGGGGACGGGCGAGGCCAUGAUCCAGCUGGAGGACAUGCACCCUGACGUCAUCUUCAGCGCCUGCUGGAGCCGCAAUGGAGCCCUCAUCUGCACCGCCUGCAAGGACAAGAAUAUCCGUGUCAUUGACCCCCGCAAGGAGAAGAUCGUGGCUGAGAAGGACAAGGCCCACGAUGGAGCACGGCCCAUGAGAGCCAUCUUCCUAGCUGACGGAAACAUCUUCACCACCGGCUUCAGCCGCAUGAGCGAGCGGCAGCUAGCCCUCUGGAACCCCAAAAGCAUGGAGGAGCCAAUAUCAGUCCACGAGCUGGACACCAGUAAUGGAGUGUUGCUGCCCUUCUAUGAUGCAGACACCAAUAUAGUGUACCUGUGUGGGAAGGGUGACAGUAGCAUCCGGUACUUUGAGAUAACAGACGAGGCUCCAUUCGUGCACUACCUCAACACCUUCUCCAGCAAGGAGCCCCAGCGAGGUAUGGGCUACAUGCCCAAACGAGGACUGGACGUCAACAAGUGCGAGAUUGCCAGGUUUUAUAAACUACAUGAGAGAAAAUGUGAGCCAAUCAUUAUGACAGUCCCCCGAAAGUCGGACCUGUUCCAGGAUGACCUGUACCCGGACACAGCAGGACCAGAUUGUGCCAUCGAGGCGGAGGACUGGUUUGAUGGGAAGAACGGCGAGCCCAUCUUGAUCUCCCUGAAAAACGGCUAUGUCCCCGGCAAGAACCGCGACCUCAAGGUGGUCAAGAAGUCUAAUGUCUUGGAGGGCAAGCCAGCCAAGAAAGCAGCAAACACCUCGCCUGCCGAGAGCAAGGCCUCUCCACAUCCAUCUAUACAAAAUGAAGGGAAACUGGAGGAGCUACUGCGAGAGGUCAAGUCGCUCAGGGACCUCGUCACCCUACAGGACCGUCGAAUUGCGAAAUUGGAGGACCAGAUGUCCAAGGUCGCCAUCUAAGACUCAGAUUCAUUGAUUGGGAGAUAAUCGAGUGAACAGGGCCAGUCACUGCCAAAAUUUGAGAAUUCGGCUUCAUCAUUCCGCUUGGAAUCUUCCCAGCGACGAUCCCAAGCACACAUUCCAAGAUGAACUUUGUUUUUUAUCAUGUCUACCCCUCACACUUACCUCUAAAAUACUUAGAGAAACAACUGUUGCAAUUCAUAGUCCACCUUUUUACUGGGGAUGAAACGCAUUUAAAUAACUGCCAUUUUUUGGUUGAUUGAAAAGUCUUACCAUUUUGUUAUUGUUUUAAAUUGUGGUCAAGAACAUUCUGAUGGGAAGUUUGUACUUACUGCAAUACUCUCAACAAUCGUAUGUAGCCACCAGUAUUGCCAUAUUCCCUUGAUUUUUGUGCUGCCAAAAAAAUGUUUGUGUGGGUGUGGGUUUUCAUUUAUUUUGUCUUUUCUCCUGUUUUGCAUUCCAGUUACAGACUAUAGGGUAAUAGAAUGAUUUAGGCAAAGAGAAUAAUUAUCUUUGAACCAACUAUAGCUGUUACACUGUUGCAAUAGAAAGAGAAAGAUAUCAGAUUUUUUCUGCCACGCCAGCUGCUCGUAUUAAGCAUCAGGUCACUGAAUGUGAAGGAAGUCUGACGAUAUUGUUAGUUCUUCUGGUUGUAGAUUUUAACUGUGGGGGUGUCGGCAGGCAGUGGCGUGAACUGCAGCUCUCGCUGGCAUAACUGUAGUGGUGCCUCUUGUCACGCUGUGGAGGGUAUUGGGGCUCAAUCUGAGGUCACCCACUCCGGUGCAUGUUGUGGCAUUGGAAAGGGACCUCUCUCAGCAUUUCUUUCACUCAACCAUCUAGUUCAUGUAGUAACGUGCAUGCAAUAAAGAUUUUACACAUGGAAAUGUCUUCUCCACAAUAAAUCCCUUAUUCUUUGUUUGCGCUAA